GAUAGCUUGUAUAAAUAUUCCCGAGACAUAAUAUAAACUGAUUAGAAAUUUUCUGUUGCUUAUAAAAGUUGAAUUUAUUUCUACAAAUUUAGUUAAAACCCAAAAUGAACUCUAAAAUUAUUACCAUCUCCAUCGCCAUCACUGCUAUUAUCAUGAUAGUAGCUCUAAAACCAGUACACAGCCAAGGAUGUGCUGAUGUAGAGUGCACUGGAGGGCCAUACGACAAAUGUUUUGAAUGUGGAAGUGCAUGUCCACUGACUUGUGACAAUCCUAGCAUGGAAGGCAAAGCUUGUAUCAUGGUUUGCAUGCAGAACGUGUGCCAGUGUACUCAGGGAACUGUUCGUGGACCAAAUGGCAAAUGUAUUGAUGCUUCUGAAUGUCCUGCAAAAAGUAGUUGAAAAAAAAUAAACCAAUUUAUUAAAUUUAUAUAUACUGAUUUAUUGAAUAAAUAAAAUAAUUUUCUCAACA
Messenger RNA from Chelonus insularis, 468 nucleotides. Its product is annotated as serine protease inhibitor swm-1-like. NCBI's taxonomy places the organism in Eukaryota, Metazoa, Arthropoda, Insecta, Hymenoptera, Braconidae. The transcript is spliced from 3 exons. The record is from RefSeq and is a predicted model, not a curated record. Bases 105 to 398 code for a protein of 97 amino acids.